AUGGGUCAGGUCCCAAUUGUACUGCUACUCCACGGCUUCCCUGAGCUCUGGUACUCCUGGUUCCAUCAGAUCCUCUACCUCGCCGCCCACGGGUACCGAGCAGUCGCCCCUGACCUCCGUGGCUACGGAGACACCACCGGUGCACCUAUCGACGAUCCUACCAAGUUCACUACACUUCACGUUGUCGGCGACAUGGUCGCACUCAUCGCCGCUCUUGGUGUAGAUAAGAAAAUUGUAGAUAUUUUUCGUGUUGCAUACGGAGAUGAUCACUACAUUUGCCGAUUUCAGGAACCAGGGGAAAUAGAAGCUGUGUUUGUGAGUCUUGGAACCAAGAAGGUUUUUGAGAAAUUCUUGACACAUCGUGAUCCUGAUCCAUUUUAUUUCCCUAAAGAUAAGCCCUUUGGAGCUUUGUAUGAUACUCCUGUCAUCUUGCCAUCAUGGUUAUCCGAAGAAGAUGUUGAUUAUUACACCAAAAAGUUCGAGCAAACUGGUUUUCACAGGAGGAAUAAACUACUACCGAUAAAGUACAGUGGGAAUUUCUUGUUUAAUAUGUUGGGAAAAUGGAAGGAAUCUGAAUACUCUGGUCAAUCUGUUCCAGUUGGUGGUCUUGCUUAUUAUGUUACUGCACCUUCUCAAGAAUGA
This is a messenger RNA of Lactuca virosa, 642 nucleotides long. Lineage: Eukaryota; Viridiplantae; Streptophyta; Magnoliopsida; Asterales; Asteraceae. The record is from the annotation of a GenBank genome assembly.